AGGAGGCGGGGCGGGCAGGUGACUGACGCCCGGCGGCGGAGCUCCGGCCAAGGCGACGGGCCUAGCUAACUGACCGGGUGGUGUUGUGUCUGGAGCGCACCGGGUUCUGUCCAGCCGGCGAGUCGUCCUUUUCCAGCCGCCCGCAGUGGUAGCUCCGUCCCUCCGGAGCCAGGGACUCGCGAGCGCAGCGUGUGGGAGACGGCGCGGCCUCUGGCGUCCCGGCCGUGCUCGGUCGCCGGAGAACCACUGGGCUAAGCGAGGAGCAGCAGCAAGCCGGAACCUUCUAGGGCCUCGGGCCCGGGGACCCGAGGAGGAUGAGCUGGCUCUUUCCCCUGGCCAAGAGCGCGUCAUCCUCCGCGGCCGGGUCCCCUGCUGGCCUCACCAGUCUCCAGCAGCAGAAGCAGCGGCUGAUCGAGUCACUCCGGAACUCCCAUUCCAGUAUAGCUGAAAUACAAAAAGAUGUGGAAUACAGAUUGCCGUUCACAGUAAACAACCUGACAAUUAACAUUAAUAUAUUACUUCCUCCCCAGUUUCCUCAGGAAAAACCAGUGAUUAGUGUUUAUCCACCAAUAAGACAUCACUUAAUGGAUAGUCAAGGACUAUAUGUUACCUCUCCAUUAGUAAGCAAUUUUACAAUGCACUCAGAUCUGGGAAAAAUUAUUCAAAGUCUUUUGGAUGAGUUCUGGAAGAAUCCUCCAGUUUUAGCUCCUACUUCAACAACAUUUCCAUACCUAUAUAGUAAUCCAGGUGGGAUGCCUCCUUACCCUUCUCAGGGGUUUCCGUUUCUUCCUACAUAUCCUCCACAAGAAGCUAACAGGAGUAUCACGUCUUUGUCUGUAGCUGACACUGUUUCUUCUUCAACCACAAGUUACACUGCAGCCAAGCCAGUGGCGCCUUCAUUUGGCGUCCUUUCAAGUCUGCCGUUACCGGUGCCCACAACAGAAUCUUCAGCAUCGAUUAACCAAAAUGGUUUUGGUUAUAAGAUGCCGGAUAUUCCUGAUGCAUUUCCAGAACUUUCAGAACUAAGUGUGUCACAGCUCACAGACAUGAAUGAACAGGAGGAGGUAUUACUAGAACAGUUUCUGAUGUUGCCUCAACUAAAACAAAUUGUUACUGACAAGGAAGACCUAGUAAAAAGUAUCGAGGAAUUAGCAAGAAAAAAUCUCCUUUUGGAGCAUAGCUUGGAAACCAAAAGGCAAACUGUUUUAGAUAAGUAUGAAUUACUUAUACAAAUGAAAUCUACCUUUGAAAAGAAGAUGCAAAGGCAACAUGAACUCAGUGAGAGUUGUAGUGCAAGUGCCCUGCAGGCAAGAUUGAAAGUAGCUGCACAUGAAGCUGAGGAAGAGUCUGAUAAUAUUGCUGAAGAUUUCUUGGAGGGAAAAACUGAAAUAGAUGAUUUUCUCAAUAGCUUCAAGGAAAAGAGAACAAUUUGCCACUGUAGAAGAGCUAAAGAAGAGAAGCUUCACCAGGCGAUAGCGAUGCACAGCCAAUUUCAUGCUCCUCUCUAGAUUUCCCUGAAAACAUGAACUACCAAGACAGAAACGGGACACAAACCUAAGCACAUUAUUUUCUAUUUAUGAUUAGGAAUUGGCAUUUCAUGACCGUGGCUGAGACCCAGAUGCACUAUAGAUUGUAUAGACACCUGAGACUGAUUUUGUAUAGAUUAGAAUGACUGCUAUAGUUGAGAAAAUUUUCUGCACUAUUUGCACUAAAAAUGUUUAUUGUUGACAAAUCCUGUAUUUAAGUUCCUCUGCUAUUCCUGAUUAAACAUCUAUGCAUGUAA
Messenger RNA from Arvicanthis niloticus (Nile rat), 1783 nucleotides. RefSeq names its product VPS37A subunit of ESCRT-I (gene Vps37a). Lineage: Eukaryota; Metazoa; Chordata; Mammalia; Rodentia; Muridae. Gene Ontology annotation, cellular component: ESCRT I complex. The record is from RefSeq and is a predicted model, not a curated record. Gene Ontology annotation, biological process: ubiquitin-dependent protein catabolic process via the multivesicular body sorting pathway; protein targeting to membrane; protein targeting to vacuole.